Aureobasidium namibiae CBS 147.97 is the source of this 795-nucleotide messenger RNA. RefSeq names its product proliferating cell nuclear antigen. The record is from RefSeq and is a predicted model, not a curated record. Gene Ontology annotation, biological process: regulation of DNA replication; translesion synthesis; leading strand elongation. Lineage: Eukaryota; Fungi; Ascomycota; Dothideomycetes; Dothideales; Saccotheciaceae. Gene Ontology annotation, molecular function: DNA binding; DNA polymerase processivity factor activity. The transcript is spliced from 4 exons. Gene Ontology annotation, cellular component: PCNA complex. The coding region runs from base 1 to 795 and encodes 264 amino acids.
AUGGAUGACUUCCUUAUGCUUGAGGCACGUCUCGAACAGGCCAACCUUCUGAAGAAGGUCGUCGAAGCCAUCAAGGACCUUGUCCAAGAUUGCAACUUCGAAUGUAACGAUUCUGGUGUCGGCCUCCAGGCCAUGGACAACUCUCACGUCGCCCUCGUCUCCAUGUUGCUCAAGGCCGACUCCUUCUCCCCCUUCCGAUGCGAUCGCAACAUCGCCCUCGGUAUCAACCUUGUCUCUUUGCAAAAAGUCCUCCGUGCCGCCCAGGACAAGGACAUCCUGACCCUCAAGGCCGAGGACUCGCCCGAUGUCGUCAACCUCGUCUUCGAGAGCUCCGAGAGCGACAGAAUCAGCGAGUACGACAUCAAGUUGAUGGACAUUGACCAGGAGCACCUUGGCAUUCCCGACACCGACUACGCCGCUUCCAUCACUCUGCCCUCGGCUGAGCUCCAGCGCAUCUGCAGAGAUCUGUCGGCUCUCUCAGAGUCUGUCAACAUCGAGUGCACAAAAGAGGGCGUCAAGUUUGGCUGCACCGGCGACAUCGGUUCGGGAUCCGUCACUCUCCGCCAGCACGCCAACGUCGACAAGGAAGAGCUGAACGUCGACAUCCAGCUCUCGGAGCCCGUCUCGCUCACCUUCUCGCUCAAGUAUCUCGUCAACUUCUGCAAGGCUAGUGGUCUUUCGAGCAGAGUCAAGUUGUGCCUUUCCACCGAUGUGCCGCUCAUGGUCGAGUACUCGCUGGCAAACAACAGCUACCUCAGAUUCUACCUCGCUCCCAAGAUUGGCGACGAGGAGUAG